AUGUAUAUUUCUGCUUUAGAAAAUGAAGCUGUACUUCGUUGGAACACGACUGGUAUUACUAUAGCUGGUAUUAGUAAUGAAUCGGGUAGUGAUAGUACUCAUCUAAAUACACCUUGGGAUGUGACAUUGGAUUAUCAAAAUUCACUUUAUAUUGCUGAUCGAAAUAAUCAUCGAAUUCAAAAAUAUCUCGUCGGUUCAUUGAGUGGAAUCACAGUAGCAGGACAAGCGAAUGGUACAUCAGGUUCUACUCUCAGCUAUUUACAGAAUCCUUCACGAGUCCUUGUUGAUGUCAAUGGAGAUAUGUAUAUAACAGAUACAGGCAAUCAACGUAUUUUAUCUUGGUCUCAUAGUGCUUCUUCAGCAGUAAUAAUCGCUGGUACAGGCAUAGGAGGAAGUUCAAAUAAUCAACUUCGUACACCAUAUGGAAUAGUACGUGAUUUAAGUUCUGAUAAACUUUAUAUAGCAGACUAUUCAAAUGAUCGUAUUAUGUUAUAUUUAAAUGGUGCAUCAUCAGGUACUGUUAUUGCAGGUGGCAACGGAUCAGGAAUAAACAAAACACAAUUAAAAACUCCUGUCGGUCUCUACUUUGAUUCUUUAUCAAAUAGUCUUGUUAUUGCAAAUCAUGGUGCCUCAAAUGUUAUUCAAUGGGUAGUUGGUGAAACGAGUUGGACACUACUGGCUGGCAGCAUUAAUGGAACAGCAGAAAAUACAUCAACAUUAAUGAAUGGUGUUGUAGAUAUAACAUUUGACCCUAUGGGUAAUAUGUAUGUUGCUGAUAGAAAUAAUCAUCGAAUUCAAUUAUUUAUGGUCGGUCAAUCAAAUGGAAUAACUAUUUCAGGUGUCACAGGUAUAUCUGGUGCCAAUGCCACUCUACUAAACAAGCCAUGGUCAAUAAAACUUGAUAGUCAAUUAAAUUUAUAA
Molecule: messenger RNA, 921 nt
Organism: Rotaria sp. Silwood2
Lineage: Eukaryota; Metazoa; Rotifera; Eurotatoria; Philodinida; Philodinidae
Source: the annotation of a GenBank genome assembly